Cylas formicarius (sweet potato weevil) is the source of this 3541-nucleotide messenger RNA. RefSeq lists its product as uncharacterized. The record is from RefSeq and is a predicted model, not a curated record. The transcript has 21 exons. Bases 74 to 3526 code for a protein of 1150 amino acids. NCBI's taxonomy places the organism in Eukaryota, Metazoa, Arthropoda, Insecta, Coleoptera, Brentidae.
AUCAGAUAAAUUUUACAAUAAGCGACGUAACACAAUUCGAAUUGGAUAGUUACUUUUAGCAUAUUUUGUGGAAAUGGGGACUCUUAAACUGCUGUGUGUGACAGUUCUGAUGCACCAAAUAUGCUUGAUCACUGGGAUAGUGAUAGACCUUCCGGAUGGCAAAGUGGAAGGGACUACAAGCACCAGUAGAGCUGGAACAACGUUCAGCUCCUUCCUGGCUAUGAGGUAUGCCGAACCGCCGAUAGAGGAGUUGCGUUUCGAGCUCGCGCGACCGGUAAAACAAUGGAAUGGUGUCUACGACGCAACAGCGGAAAAGCACACGUGUUACCAAGUGAAUCAGGACAGCGAAAAGGAGAACGAAGAUUGCUUGUUCAUCAACGUUUUCACACCAAAGGACCUUCAGGCAAAUGUCGAAGCCGACAUACCGGUGCUGGUGUUCAUCCACGGUGGCGGCUUCAUCAGCGGAGCCGGUUACAUCAUCGAAGGUGGAGUCGGUCCUAAUUUCUUCAUGGACUCCAAUGUCAUCUUGGUCGCUUUCAACUAUAGGUUAGGGCCGUUCGGUUUUCUUUCCUCUGGUGACGAAGUGAUACCGGGAAAUUUAGGACUGAAGGACCAGGUACUUGCUUUGAAGUGGGUCCAAUCCAACAUUGGCUACUUCGGCGGCGAUAAGGAUAAAGUAACCAUAUUCGGGCAGAGCGCUGGUUCAGCCGCGGUGUCUUAUCACUUACUCAGCCCUCAGUCGCAGGGUUUGUUCAGGGGGGCGAUAUUGGAAAGCGGCACCGCACUGGAUCCCUGGGCUUACCAGCGGGAUCAAGUCGAUUUGUCGUUUUUGACCGCCGCCCGCAUAGAUCUACAGUUCGAGACGAAUAGGAACUCUACUGAUUUGCUGGCGUUCAUGAAGAACGUUUCGGCGACUGAUAUCGAUCAAGCGUCUUACGUUUUGUCCCAAAUUUUAGAAACGUCAGCGAACGUUCAAAUUUCCAAAGGGUUCUUUUACGCGCCUGUCAUCGAAAUUGAACACCCUGACGCGUUUCUAUCCGGCAGAAUGUACGAGUUGUUCGAAAGCGGCAAUUUCAAUAAGGUUCCGGUCAUAAUAGGCAUCAAUUCCGACGAAUCUUUGGGAUUGUUGGAAAACGGAGAUCGUCUAUACGAAAUAUUUCAAGAUUACGACGAUCUGCCGAGAAUCUUGACACCGCACGAUCUGCAUUUGGAUUAUGCGACCGAAAAUACGGUUGGGCAUUUGAUUAAAGAUUUCUACGCAGGCAACGACACGUUCAAGGAUAAUUUGGCUCUUGGCAUUCACUUUCAUUCCGCGCACGAUUUUGAUAAGGCCUCGAUCAAACAAGCCGAGCUGCAGUCUCAGUACGUCCCUGUUUACUUCUACGAGUUCACCUACAGCGGUCCGAUGGGCAAUAACAACGAUAAACUGGCAGGUACUGGAAAUGUGACGCACGCUGAGGAACUCAACUACAUGUUCAGCAAGUGGUACAGUACGGAAAUUCCGGACAAUACGGACCUGACUUAUUUUCCGCAAGAGGACAGGAACGUCCACUACUACUUCAUGACGCUGUGGUCCAACUUCGUUAAAUAUUUAAAUCCGACUCCCGGAAAUGACGAAGUGCUUCAAAACGUUAAGUGGGCGGCCGUCGAUCCAACUCAGUUUAAAUUCCUGAAUAUCGGAAAGGAUCUGGUGAUGACGUCGGGUUAUCCGAAGAGCGAUUCUUACGUUUUUUGGCAAAACAUUUUCGACCAAUACGCGGUCAAACCGCUGGAUACAUUUUCUAUCGAGCAAAGCUCUCCAGAAAUGGCAUUGCUCCGACGUAUCUACGUGUGUCUUUUGUUUUGUUCGUGUUUUUACUUUUGGCACGCCGAUGGUAUUAUCAUCGAGCUUCCGAACGGAAAAGUCGAGGGUAUAACGAAGGUUACGAGAGCUGGAACGACUUUCCACGAGUUUCUAGCCCUCCGUUACGCUCAACCUCCAGUUGGGCCAUUGAGGUUUAAACCGCCUCUGCCGCUAGAACCUUGGACUGACGUCUACAAUGCCACCGAAGAAAGGAAUAUCUGCUAUCAAGUCCAGUUCAAUAAACCAACGGAAAACGAAGACUGCUUGUUUCUUAACGUCUUUACACCCAAGGAUAUAGCUUCGAGCAACGAGCCAGAUCUUCCGGUUAUGAUUUAUAUUCACGGCGGGGGUUUCGUAAUAGGAUCAGGCCUGAUCGAUGAUGGGGGCACCGGUCCUGACUUCUUCAUGAACUAUGACGUCAUUCUUGUCUCCAUUAACUACCGUCUGGGACCGUUUGGGUUCCUAUCCACUGGAGAUUUGGUUAUCCCCGGAAACCUAGGCCUGAAAGAUCAGGUCAUGGCUUUGAAGUGGGUGCAGGAGAAUAUCGCGUAUUUCGGAGGCGAUCCCGACAAAGUAACCAUUUUUGGACAGAGCGCAGGGGCCGCAUCAGUGUCUUACCAACUGCUGAGUCCCACGUCAGCAGGGUUGUACAGAGCGGCUAUCUUGGACAGCGGCUCCGCUCUGUGUCCCUGGGCAUAUCAGAGGUCACAAGUGGAGAUAUCCUACGAGACUGCGGCAUUGAUUGAUCCCAGGUUCGAGACCAAUCGAAACUCGAGUGAUUUAUUGACGUUCCUGAAAGAUGUAGAUGCCAGUAAGAUCGAUGAGGCAUCGGCUGCACUGUCGAUUACAUUGGGCAACUCAGGCAAUGUGGAAAUUUCCAAGGGCUUCUUCUACGCUCCGGUGGUGGAAGCCGACCACGAAGGUGCCUUUCUCACGGAACUGAUGUACGAAUCGUUCGAAAACGGCAGAUUUAACAGAGUACCCAUCCUGAUGGGACUGGUGGCGGAAGAAUCUUUAAUGAAUAUAGGCAACGAAUAUCUAUCAGAUCUAUUCCGGGAUUACGACCAACACCCGACGUACCUGGUACCAUUCGACAUGCACAUCUCAAACCAGGACGAUCUGAGGGCGGUCGGAUACGAAUUGAUAAACUUUUACGGAGGGGAUGUGGGAUUUGAGAACGACACGUUAAGAGGAAUCCAGUUCCACAGCGGAAACGACUUCGACAAGGCCAUCGUGAAGCAAGCGGAAUUGCAGUCGACUUAUACUCCAACGUACUUUUACGAAUUCGCUUAUGUCGGAAUCAUGGGCAAUAAUCCCUCGCAAACGCUGCCUGGAUCAGCUAACGUCACCCACAGCGAGGAGCUGUACUACCUCUUCAGUAGAUACUACAACGAAAACAUCACCGAUAACACCAACUUGACAUAUUUCCCAGUAGACGAUCAGAACGUUCAACGCAGAAUGAUAACCCUGUGGACUAACUUUGGAAAAUACCUUAAUCCGACACCGGAGAAAGACGAGGUGUUACAAAAUGUGACCUGGCCCACAGUUCAACCGGAUUCUUUCCAGUAUUUGUAUAUCGGGAAGGACCUCGAAGUGAAGAGUGACGCUCCCAAGAACUACGAAAUCACAUUCUGGCAGUACCUGUACGAUAGUUACGCGAUACGUCCUUACGAUACGUACUGAUUUUAUUCGUCUAAA